AUGAAGUGGCUGAUCCUAGCACUGGUUUUUCUGCACCUAUCCGAAGGUCUGGACAGAAUGAUUCUGAAGAAAGGGAAGUCAAUUAAGGACAACAUGAAAGAAAAAGGAGUGCUGGAGGAAUUUCUGAAGAACCACCGUGUGGACCCUGCACUGAAAUACCAGUUGAAUGACUACACUGUUGUUUAUGAACCAAUAACCAAUAACUUGAAUUCUUACUACUUUGGAGAGAUUAGUAUUGGGACUCCACCUCAGAACUUCCGGGUUCUCAUGGACACUGGAUCUUCCUAUCUUUGGGUACCUUCCGUGUACUGCAAAACCAGAGCUUGUGGUAACCAUGAAGUUUUCGACCCUAGUUUAUCCUCUACAUACUCUGCCACACAAGAGACAUUUACCAUGUACUAUGGCUUUGGUGAUGUUUCUGUCAGGCUAGGCUAUGAUACCGUGAGGAUCCAGAAUACUGUAAUUGAGAACCAGGCAUUUGGCCUGACUGAAUACGAACCCCCCUAUCCUUUCUACUAUGCCAGUUUUGAUGGGAUUUUGGGGAUGGCUUAUGGAUCCUUGUCAGGAGGCCUGCUCCCUGUCACACAGCAGCUGGUGAAACAAGGGCAGCUUUCAGAACCCAUCUUCAGUUUCUAUUUCUCACGGGAACCCACUGAGCAGUAUGGAGGGGAACUAAUCUUGGGAGGUAUUGACAAUCAGCUGUUCACAGGAGAAAUUACUUGGACACCUGUCACCUAUGACGUUUAUUGGCAGAUUGGUAUUGAGGAGUUUACCAUAGGAAAUAAAGCCACUGGCUGGUGCAGUGAAGGCUGCCAGGCAAUUGUAGAUACUGGCACUUGUCAGCUUACUGUCCCAGGCGAGUACAUGGAGAGCUUCAUGCAAGCUGUGGGAGUUGAACCAGCCAGCGAUGGUGAGUUGUUGGUUGACUGCAAUAACGUCCAGAAUAUGCCCACCAUCACCUUUGUCAUUAAUGGAGCCCAGUUGCCGCUGCCUCCCUCUGCCUACGUCUCCAACAACAAUGGACGCUGUACAGUUGUAGUUGGGCCCACAUAUUUGCAUUCCUGGGUUCGCCAACCUCUAUUUAUCCUUGGUGAUGUCUUCCUUAAGGAGUAUUAUUCUGUCUUUGACAUGGCCAACAAUAGGGUGGGCUUCGCACCAUCAGCUUAG
Molecule: messenger RNA, 1167 nt
Organism: Varanus komodoensis (Komodo dragon)
Lineage: Eukaryota; Metazoa; Chordata; Lepidosauria; Squamata; Varanidae
Product: pepsin B-like
Exons: 9
Coding region: 1-1167 (388 amino acids)
Biological process (GO): proteolysis
Molecular function (GO): aspartic-type endopeptidase activity
Source: RefSeq, a predicted model, not a curated record